This is a messenger RNA of Coccinella septempunctata (seven-spotted ladybird), 2026 nucleotides long. It is a transcript of the gene Z9desB, whose product is annotated as acyl-CoA Delta-9 desaturase-like. The transcript has 5 exons. The coding region runs from base 323 to 1366 and encodes 347 amino acids. Gene Ontology annotation, molecular function: iron ion binding; stearoyl-CoA 9-desaturase activity. The record is from RefSeq and is a predicted model, not a curated record. Gene Ontology annotation, cellular component: endoplasmic reticulum membrane. Gene Ontology annotation, biological process: unsaturated fatty acid biosynthetic process. NCBI's taxonomy places the organism in Eukaryota, Metazoa, Arthropoda, Insecta, Coleoptera, Coccinellidae.
AGGCCGCACAGGAUCGCGUGAUGUGUACAGAACCUGCGCUAUCGUAUUUUUCGGCUUCUAAGUUUCUAUCACGCUCGCUCUCUUCAGAUUUGCACGGGUCCACCAGAGGAUUGGAGAUUCCUCGUUGAACUUUAGACUUGUCAUCAUUCGCAAAUUGUAUCAUUAUCUUAUAUAAAAGUCGACGAGGGAAUCCUUCGAUCCAGUAUCGCUACAUUGGUUAACGACAUAUCAUACCGUGGAUUUUAUUUGUACGUUCGUAAAACACAGGUCUUCUGAAGUGAACAUUUUGGUGUAAAAGGAAGGAUAAACCGAUCUGAUUGAAAUGGCACCCCACAUGGAAACGACCGUCGUAACUGAGGUUCUGACCGAGACCAAAACAGAACACAAACAUCCUGUACAAGAGAAGAGAACUUACGAAUUGGUUUGGAGGAAUAUCAUCAUCUUCUCCUUUCUUCACACUGUCGCAUUGUAUGGGAUUUAUCUAGCCUUUACAUCAGCUAGAAUUUACACAACGUUACUUGUAUUCAUUCUUUACCCCGCUGGUGGAUUUGGAAUAACAGCUGGCGCACACAGAUUAUGGGCGCACAGAGCAUACAAAGCAAAAUGGCCGCUCAGAGUUAUAUUGACCAUCUGCAAUACCUUGGCUUUCCAAGACGCGGUGAUAGACUGGGCCAGAGACCACAGGGUCCAUCACAAAUACAGCGAGACCCACGCCGACCCUCAUAACGCAGUGAACGGCUUCUUCUUCUCCCACGUCGGCUGGCUGUUGUGCAAGAAGCAUCCGGAAGUGAAGAAGAAGGGAUCGCAGAUCGACAUGUCCGAUCUGUACGCCGAUCCCAUCCUCCGCUUCCAGAAGAAGCACUACAUGAUCCUGAUGCCUCUGAUCUCUUUCAUCUUGCCGACCGCCGCCCCCAUGUACUUCUGGGGCGAGACCUUCACCAACGCCUACUGCCUCAACAUCCUCAGGUAUUGCAUCACCCUCAACGCCACCUGGUUGGUCAACUCCGCUGCGCACAUGAUCGGAUGGAGGCCGUACGACAAAAAUAUCAGCCCCUCAGAAAACAAGUUUGUGUCCCUGUUCGCCCUCGGAGAAGGUUUUCACAACUACCACCACACAUUCCCAUGGGACUACAAAACAGCCGAACUGGGAAAAUACAGUUUGAACUAUUCCACGGCCCUCAUCGACUUCUUCGCCAAGAUCGGCUGGGCGUACGACCUGAAAACCGUGUCCGACGACAUGGUCAAGAAACGCGUGUUGAGGACAGGAGAUGGCAGCCACGAAGUUUGGGGAUGGGGCGACAAAGAUCAGCCCGAAGAAGAUUACACAGAGGCCGUGAUCAGGUACAGAAAAAUGUCUAGUUCGUAGGAGGAUUCAGAUCUACAUUUCAAAGUUAGAUAAACUUUAAAUUCGGGAUUCUUUAUUCUCAAGUAAAAAAUUGUUAUGAGAGAGAUAACACUUAAAACCUGUGAUUCUUUUAAUGUAUGUAUAUUAUUUAUUGAUCGGUCAGAUGAGCCAUAAAUUCAUUCAUUCAGAGUCGAAACUAUUUUUCGAAAAUAAAAAAUUUAUCGGAAACCUAUUUAAAAAAUAUAUAUACAAAAUUAAAUGCAUUAUAUUUGAAAUUAACUUUCGAAAAAAAAUGUAAACAAGACAUAAUUUAAUUUCAAACCGCCUAGGGAUGUUGAAAUAUCCUGGCAGUAUUCUUCAAAGUAGGGAACCUCUUCAACUGCUCCGCUGGUGUUUGUUUGUAUUCGAUAAUUUUAUUCCUCUACUAAUAAAUCAUGAGACUGUAAUUUUUGUACAUUUGAAAAUUAUCUUUAAGUUUUGGCUGUUGAUUCGUAGUAAGGUUAUUUUAUAGUAGCGUGUAGAAUAGGAGCGAAUGGGCACAAGCGAAAUUACUGUAGAAGUUUCGAUUUGUAGGUUUAGUUAUUUAUAAUGCUAGUUUAAGAGAUGAAAGUUCAGUUUUCUUUUUAUAUUUUCGUUCGAAAAGCUUUAUCACUUGUUGAAAUAAAGUUGGUAAAAUGAAAA